This is a messenger RNA of Botrytis cinerea B05.10, 1467 nucleotides long. RefSeq lists its product as hypothetical. The record is from RefSeq and is a predicted model, not a curated record. The coding region runs from base 311 to 1285 and encodes 324 amino acids. NCBI's taxonomy places the organism in Eukaryota, Fungi, Ascomycota, Leotiomycetes, Helotiales, Sclerotiniaceae. The transcript has a single exon.
GGGUGUUCGAUGAGUAUUGAAGUCUGAGAUAAGCCAGAUCAUUUAUACAGAAAUGUCGAGGAUCGAAGAGUAUAUAUAUAUAUAUAUAUAUCAUUUGGGUUGUCUUGUUAUUACAUUGUUCAUUCCUUCCUUCCAUAUCAAUCAAUUAACUGCAGUUCAAGCUUUUCGAGUCUCUAAUUUAACCCAAGAACUUGCAACAGAACUAUUUACCUUCUAAUUUUCACUACACAAACCCUAGUCGAAAGUCACAUACUCCCCCUCUCAACCUAGCAUUUCGGAAACCUAAAAAACAAAUCAUAGAACGCAAAUCAUGUCCAUUACCUAUCGCAACGGCGUUGGAAUUGGUGAACUAAUCGUCUAUAUUCCUUCCCUCUUUCUCUCUGUCUUCCUCGCUUUCCGCCAUGGAUUUGGCCGUAGUGCAGGCUGGUACUUCCUCAUAAUCUUCUGUCUCGCUCGAAUCAUCGGUCCUUGUAUGUCUCUCGCCGCAAUAUCUUCUCCCUCAGUAUCUCUCUACACCGGUGCACUCAUCCUACAAAACAUCGGCUUAUCGCCUUUGAUACUCACUACGCUGGGACUCUUAAGUCGCGCUUUGGAUAGCAUCAAUCGAAAUACCCAUACACUCAUUCAACCUCGCUUACUCAAAGUUAUCGAGGUAAUCACAUUGGUUGGGCUGAUACUUGGUAUUGUGGGUGGACUCGACGCAAGUGAUACCUACACUUCGACUGGAAAAUGGGUUCCAGGAACGGAAAGCAAGGUUUCCAAUAUCUUGUUUAUUAUUUCAUUCGUGGCAAUUGUCGCCACCACAAUGUUCACCAGUUUUUCUAUUCAACAUGCGGAGAAUGGAGAGAAGAGGAUUUUAUUGGGCAUUGCCAUCGCGUUGCCAUUCUUGUUUGUUCGGCUCUUGUAUUCCGUUCUCUCGACUUUCGUGUCACACUCUACGAAAUUCAAUUCUCUCACUGGAAGUGUCUCGGUCUUGUUAUGUAUGUGCCUGCUUGAGGAACUGGUUAUCGUGGUGGUUUAUUUGGCAAUUGGAGUCACGUUGAAAGUUAAACCUGAAGACGUGGUUGCAGACAUGGAAAUGCAACGGAUUUCAGGGACUUCGGAUAGCGAAGAACAGUUUGGUCAACAAAAUCAGCAGAGACAAACACAACAACGGAAUCAAAAAGCAGGAUCGGAAAAUAUGGUGUUGAGAAUUGCGAAGAAGACGAUCAUCGGGAGGUUAGUAAUGGCACUCAUUCCGGAGAAGAAAGCAGAUGUGGAGAUGCAGCAUUACGUCCAAAAGUAAAGAGGUGUGAAUUAGGAGGUGGUCCUGAGGAAUUUGGCUGAGGCUGUUUAUUUAAUUAUUUAUUUUAACGUUUGUGUUGGAAAGGAUGGAUUGGUUGGAUAUUGUCAGCUUAUACAAUAGUUGAAACUUCCUUGGUAAAUACCUGGAUUCUCUAUAGACUGUAUAUGUUAUUGUAUUUCUCA